GCUCAGUUUUCUACCGAGAAUUCGCUCUCACGCUACUCGACUUAGCGCGUUCCUUAGCGAUUUCCUUGUUUUAUUCCCCUUAGAUCCCUUUCGAUCUUCGCUGAUUAUCUUCGAGUUAAUUGCGAUCGAUCGUAAAUUUAAUUUACGUGAAUUCUUCGAUGUGUAGUAUUUCUUCUGACUUUAUUUUUAUUUUUCCUAUCGUUUCUUUCCUUUUUGUUUUUUUUUCUUUUUGGUUGUAAUUAGAAGAAAGAGAGAGAGAGAGAGAGAGAGAGAGAGAAAGAGGGAGAGGAAGGUGAAAUUUUAAUAGAAAUCUUUUAAAAUAAUUUUAUAAUCGUCACGAUAAUUAAUCGAUUAUGAAUUUCUUUUCUUUUUUUUUGUUUCGUAAAAUAUUAAUUCGAGAUUCGGUAUUGUUGUGAUCGAUAAAAAUAUGCACUUCGAUAAUAUAAAUGGCCGGAAAGCGUGAGAUAUGCGUUAUUGCUAUUUAAAGGUGAUUGCUAUGCAACAUUGUGCCUAUCUCGCUAGAACUAGUGCCAAGCUUCUGACAUAAGUUUAUCGAGCGAGUGGUUGCCUAAGCUCUAAUAGCCGAGCAUAAAAGACAUACUACGAUGGUCGACUACUACAGGAUUCUCGAAGUACAACGGACUGCUACUAGCAGUGAUAUAAAAAAAGCAUACAGAAAAUUAGCAUUGAAAUGGCAUCCAGACAAAAAUCCCGAAAAUUUGGACGAAGCGAAUAAGAGGUUCAAGGAAAUAUCUGAAGCAUAUGAAGUAUUGAUAGACGAUGCGAAGAGACGAACCUACGACCAGCGAUUGUAUCAGAAGGCGUCCUCGAGGCCAGGCCGUGGAUUCACCUUCCGGAGUUACUUUGACUCUCCCUUUCAACGACACUUUGAAAAGAAAAGGCGUGUUUAUGAUCAAUAUGGAAAGGAGGGUCUACAGAUGAACGGUGGCAAGAGACGUCAUGAGAGUGACUUCAGGCCAUUGUUUACCACUUUCGUCUUUAGGGAUCCGGAGGAGGUCUUUAAGGAAUUCUUUUCCAACUCGUCCUUCGAUGAUCCUUUUGCUGGCAUGUUCGGGCCUAGUGUUCGACGAGGACCUGGUAGAAAUGGUUCUAACAACAGUUUGAACACGUCGUUAUUUGGACAUCUGGGUUUUCAUUCGCCGUUCGACGAUGUAUUUGAAGGAGCAACAUAUUGCAAUUAUACUUCGUUUGGCACGUUUCCUGGCUUCGACGGAACGACAGGUGGUGCAGCAAUAAAAACCAGUACAUCGACACGUUUCAUCAAUGGGAAAAAGAUCACCACCAAAAAGAUAUACGAAGACGGGAAGGAAACCAUAAUGUCAUACGAGAACGACGUCCUAAAAUCCAAGACGGUGAACGGAGUACCACAGUCAAUAACGUUCGACGAAGUAUCGACAAGUCGUCAGGUCGCUGAGGGGAUCGAUGAUGUUACCGUGAUUAGCCAGACCGUAAAAAUGCAUCAUGGUGAUUAUCCAAAGGGUAGCAGAAACAAAACCCAUCAUCACCCACAUGUCAAGAAGGUGGAUAAGGGUAAGAGAAAGUAAAAAGACGCGCAUCGUCAUUUCUCUGCGCUUCACGUUCCUUUCCUCAAUAAUUAUUAACGAUCGAUUGGGUUGCGGUACGAUGGACUUGAUGUAAAUUUUUCUUUUUUAUCGCUAUUAUUAUUAUUAUUAUUAUUAUUAUUAUUAUUAUUAUUAUUAUUAUUAUUAUUAUUAAUAUUAAUAUUAUAAUUAUAAUUAUAUUAUUAUUAUUAUUAUUAUUAUUAUUACUACUACUAUUAAUAUUAUUAUUAUAAUUAUAAUUAUAUUAUUAUUAUUAUUAUUAUUAUUAUUAUUAUUAUUAUUAUUAUUAUUAUUAUUAUUUACUACGGCAUCGCGUCUGUUGUCGCUUAACGAAGGAAAGUUCCACUUAAUUAAUAUAAUGGAUGUAUAUCAGACUUAAUAAUCGUAUCUUGUGAGAGUGAUGUUCGGUGAGAAAAAGAAAAUAGUCUGUAUAGAUUUACAUAUCUAUACGAUUGGAAGAUAAAUAAUAAAAUUAAUGUCGAGAUUAGAAAUAGUAAUAUACUUGAAAUUUCUGAUUGUAAGAAAAGCGAUGUAAUAAUAACGUCUGCAGAUAGCAUUCUAGAGUCGAUUAUAUAUAUAUAAUUUUAUAUAUUAAUUAUAUAUAUAUAAUUUUGUUUUUCUUUUCGGUUGCUUCGUCGACCUUCGUUUAAUAUCAUCAUUUAAAAUCAAUGUUUAAGGAUUAUAUUAAAAUAAUGAAAUCAUUUGUUCUAAAAUUAAAAGAAUCUAAAUGAUUUAUCGUAUGUUUUACUUAAAAAUUUAUUUGAUUUUAAUUGUCAGAUAUAUAUAUAUAUAUACAUACAUACAUACAUACAUACAUACACAUACGUACGUACAUAUAUAAUAAGCGCAUCAUUCUCUCGAGUGUGUUAAAAAUCGAGUAAGAUAUGUCGUUAAAUUUCAGAACUGAUAAUUAUUAUUAAAUUUUAAGCUCUUAUCACAAGUAUCGCCAAAUGUCACCAUUAAAAAUUUAUAAUUUUAAGUUUUAAACAUUGAAUCGGUCAAGUGCGUAUAGAUAUUUCGAUAAGAAGACCCAUUGCUUUAUCAUUGCCUUAAAUAAAAAUUGUAUUGUCUCAGUAA
This is a messenger RNA of Vespula vulgaris, 2660 nucleotides long. RefSeq names its product dnaJ homolog subfamily B member 6 (gene mrj). The transcript is spliced from 8 exons. The record is from RefSeq and is a predicted model, not a curated record. NCBI's taxonomy places the organism in Eukaryota, Metazoa, Arthropoda, Insecta, Hymenoptera, Vespidae. Gene Ontology annotation, molecular function: Hsp70 protein binding. Bases 606 to 1565 code for a protein of 319 amino acids.